AUCAAGACCAGCUGGAUGGAUGUGAUGGUGAAUGAGCACCAGGCAGUGUGGAGAAACUUAUCUGAAUGCAAGGUGAACAAGGUAUCUGGCUUUGCCUUCUGGAGUUCGAGGCUGUCCUCUGAAACAAGCUUUGAAUGGAGCUCAGGUUCCUGGCUCCCUUUAUGCACAGAUGGAGCUGCAUGUGUCAGCGCACUUCCAUCAGAAAAAGACCAUCUUGAAGAAAUGGUAUGGGAGCGAGGACCAAAGCACUUGUUGCCCAAAUGCACAGAAAGUUGUGGUGGAACUGGGGAUUACUCAAAACUUGUAACACGGUGCAUAGUGGAAGUUCUGUCCAAUGCACUAUCUAAGCCGAAUGCACCACCAAUUAAUCCCGAAUGCAAAGAAAUCCUGAAGAAGAGUGGUAGAAAUGACAGACAGAGAAGUGAAAGCAAACAACUUGAAGUGAGGCAUUUGAAAGAGCCAGCAGAGAUCGAAAAACAUCAUACUGGGAGUGCGGAGAAAGAACAGAGUCAGGCAGAAGAGAAAUCUAAAAAGUACAUGAGAGGAAGUGAUGAGGAGAAACUUACUCAGGGGGAAGGAAGAAGCAAGGAAGAGGAGGAUGGACACCACACAGCUAUUCAAGAAGAGAGACUUCAUACAGAAGAAAAGAAACAGUAUCAGGAAAUUGGAAGAGAGGAGAAGAGCUACCACAGUGAAGAAGAAAGCAAAGAGAGCAAGCGUCACGAUGAAGAGGUGGAGCAUGCUGCUCUCAACAAGAAGUCCCACUCUGGGGGCACGAGCACAGAGGAAUCCCCUGAUGGGAAUGAUCAGCACCCCACGGGCCACUGGCACUCAGAGGAGGGAAUACAGAGCCCUUACAAAAGGAUUCGUGAGGGUGAAGAGGGAGAGGCAGAGGAAGAAAGACGUGAAAAAUACCACCGCGAGUCUAAGGAACGUGACUUCUCCCACCAGCGAGAGCGUGAAGAAUCUGAGGAGGGUGAAGAAACAGAAGAGGAAGAGCAACCCUACAAACCCAAACGUUCUCAUGGGAAGCACAGGAUGGGUGACUCCUCCGAAGAGAAGAGGGGCCGUGGUGGUGAGGAAGAGGAGCUGACUGAGGAGUCAAACAGGGAGGAGGCCCAUCUCUGGGACGAAAGGAGCCACCGUCAGAAACAUCUCGAAGGGUCUGAGCAGCAGCGUGAGAGGAGCGGUUACGAUGAGGGGCAUGGGUCUGAAGAGGCGGAGGACAAGAGGCACACAGACCAGGGAAGCGAGGAGUACAGGGGCAGGUGGCAGCAGAGCGAGGAGGGCAGUGAAGAAGAAAACAGGAGGCAUCGCCACAGCGAGGAAAGUAACGAGAAAUGGCGUGAUGAGAGGAGACGCCAUUCUGAGGGAAGGACGUAUCUUGGAGGUGGAAGUGAGGAAGAGCUGGACAGGUAUCCCAGCGGUGGCAGCAAGGAGAAGCAGCAUCGUGCUGGAGGGAGAUACCACUCGUGGGACAGUGACAAUGAAGGGUCACAGAAAGCGCACGCUCGAGAGCGCAAAGGGCAGGCCAGAAGGCACGACAGCACUGAGGACAGUGCAGAGCAGCAGCGCUACCCUGGCAACAGCGAGGAGGAGGAGGAGGAGGAGGCGGAAACGAAGCCUCAGAGCAGUGAUCAGAUGGAAGAUGAAAAUAUGGAGGAGGGAAGAUAUGCAGAGAGGGAAGAGUACGGAAGCCAUCUUGCUGCAGAGAAUGAGAAGAGAACCACGGCAUCCUACAGCCCUUUCUACCCACUGCUGUGGUGGAAAAGCCGGCACGUUGAGAAGAGGGAGAGCACAGGAGGGCAGGUUCCGGAGGGCAAGGAGGAAGGCAGGCCUACCCUGAAUGAGAAGAGCCUUUUCCCUGAAUAUGAUGACUACGACUGGUGGGAGAAAAAGCAAAUCCUAAGUGUUCUGAACCGUGGACACACCGAGAAGAGGAAUGUUGGCAAAAUGAACAGAUACGAUAUGAAGAGGCAAUACAACAAGAUGGAUCAGCUCGCACAACUCCUGAAUUACAGGAAGAAAUCGGCCGAAUUCCCAGAGUUGUACAAUUCUGGAGAAGACAUGAAAAAACGUCACAUAAUCAGGAAUGACAGAAGGAGCCUGAGCCAGAGGCCACUGACAGAAGAGGAGGAAAAAGAACUGGAAAACCUGGCUGCUAUGGAUUUGGAGUUGCAGAAAAUAGCUGAGAAGUUUAAUGACAACAGGAGAGGCUGAAGUUGAUCUGCUUUGGCGUUUCAAAGCUAGGUGUAGCCGUACUCCCAAUGCCUGUAUUUUGUGGUAAAUUCACUGCCACUGGAUUGUUGUUUGCCCGAAAAACAGGAAAUUCUACUUACUGUCCACUAUAGUGUAGUGAUCUAGACAGCUGAAGAUGUCUUUAAUUUGCUGUUAUGCUAUUGGGAUCUGAAUAGCAUGAAUUUUGGUAUUAUAACCUUUCACGCAAGGCAGAUAUUUUUAAUAUGCUUGUGAAAAUAAUUGUGUUUGUGUUCUUCAGAAAUACAUUUGCCUGAGUUUGAAAUAAUAAAAACCGUUGAUCUUGGACCAAACUUUC
Molecule: messenger RNA, 2554 nt
Organism: Tyto alba (common barn owl)
Lineage: Eukaryota; Metazoa; Chordata; Aves; Strigiformes; Tytonidae
Product: secretogranin-1
Exons: 7
Coding region: 16-2220 (734 amino acids)
Cellular component (GO): secretory granule
Source: RefSeq, a predicted model, not a curated record